CUGGACGCUGGUUGCCCCCAAAAAUAGCGUCUGGUUUUGGCGGGAAGCAGGGAGAGAGGAAAGGAAAGUAGCGAAAAAUGGCGAACAAGCUCAUCAACCAGAUGGGAUUGCCCAAAUCCAUUGUUAAUAUCUUCACUGCUCGCAACAUUAUCACCGCCAAGGAUGCAUUAUCUCACACUGAAUUUGAGUUGAUGGAAUUGCUGGACGUUGGGAAGGAAGAAGUAACAUCCGCAAUGGCUCAUGUUAGUGAAGUCGUGUGUCCACCGUGCCAAACUGCAUUACUUCUGUUGGAGCAGCGAGUACUCAAUGAGAGUUUGGCCGGUCAUCUUUCCACUCGUUUGAAAGGUUUGGAUGAAGCCUUGUGCGGUGGUAUACCGUUUGGUGUUUUGACAGAGUUGGUUGGUCCAGCAGGAAUUGGCAAAACUCAGUUUUGCUUGAAGCUCUCACUGCUGGCUUCAUUGCCCACAAAUUGUGGAGGCUUAGAUGGCCGUGUGAUAUAUAUCGAUGUUGAAUCCAAAUUUAGGUCAAAAAGAUUGAUAGAGAUUGGAAUAAACAGUUUUCCUGAGAUAUUUCUCAAGAAGGGAAUGGCACAGGAGAUGGCCGGUAGAAUUCUGAUUUUGCAUCCUACAUCACUUUCUGAAUUCGCUGAGAGUUUGCACCAGAUCAGAGUAUCACUCCUCCAACAACAAGUGAAAUUGCUCAUCAUUGAUAGCAUGGCUGCUCUAGUUUUAGGUGAACAUGAUAGUGAGGCUUCUAGACAACAAGCAUUGGGUUGGCAUGUUUCUUUUAUCAAGUCACUUGCUGAAUUUUCACGAAUUCCAGUUGUAUUGACUAAUCAAGUAAGAUCUCAAAUUGGUGAUGAAUCUCGCAUGUAUUCCUUUCAAGCACAAAGCCACUCUAUAAUAAAAGAUAAUCCUGCCACAUAUGAUUCUCAUCUGGUUGCUGCUUUGGGAAUUAACUGGGCUCAUGCUGUGACCAUCCGCCUUGUACUUGAAGCCAGAUCAGGUCAAAGGUUUAUUAAGUUAGCAAAAUCUCCCAUAUCAGCUCCUCUGGCUUUCCCUUUCAAGAUAACUUCAUCAGGGUUGGUUCUGCUGGAUGAUGAGGGGAUAGAAAUGAAAGGGCCAGAAAUAAACACUAUUCAUUGCCAAGGUUUGUCAUUGAGCACUCUUGCCGUUAGCUCCGCUGAAUAUAUUUUGCGUACAAAAAAUGCUUAAAAAGUUAAAGCCAGAACUUCUUAAUUGAAUGGCAUCCACAACUCGUAGCCUCUUUUCUAUAAUCUUGAUCAUCAUGGAAAAAAAGUUCUUGUUCAGGUGGAAAUUUAUUGUAUUAAAUGUGCCAAAAAUGGGGUCUUGGUAUACUUACGUCAGUUGUAAGUCUUGGUAACUUUGUGUGUUAAAUUUUGUCAAUCUAACUGGAUUAUUUCAUAUAAUUCAAGAAUUAAUUGACAAUUCAUAGAUCAA
Messenger RNA from Glycine soja, 1460 nucleotides. RefSeq names its product DNA repair protein RAD51 homolog 2. Gene Ontology annotation, cellular component: Rad51B-Rad51C-Rad51D-XRCC2 complex; replication fork. Bases 78 to 1214 code for a protein of 378 amino acids. The transcript is spliced from 11 exons. Gene Ontology annotation, molecular function: ATP-dependent DNA damage sensor activity; ATP binding; single-stranded DNA binding. NCBI's taxonomy places the organism in Eukaryota, Viridiplantae, Streptophyta, Magnoliopsida, Fabales, Fabaceae. The record is from RefSeq and is a predicted model, not a curated record. Gene Ontology annotation, biological process: double-strand break repair via homologous recombination.